Seriola dumerili (greater amberjack) is the source of this 3162-nucleotide messenger RNA. RefSeq names its product leucine-rich repeat neuronal protein 2-like. The record is from RefSeq and is a predicted model, not a curated record. NCBI's taxonomy places the organism in Eukaryota, Metazoa, Chordata, Actinopteri, Carangiformes, Carangidae. Gene Ontology annotation, molecular function: protein binding. The coding region runs from base 131 to 2500 and encodes 789 amino acids. The transcript has a single exon.
UGCAAACACACCUUGAAGCUGUUAAAAACACAACUUCACACACAUCUGUGGUCCAAAUGAUCCAUCUCAGUUCCUCAUAACAAACUCUUCCUCGCCUUGUCUGAAUUAGCUCCUGUGACCUGUGAGGAUUAUGAGGCCGACUUUAGCGCUUCUACAGUCACAGUGUCUCCUGUGUGUAUUUUUUGGAGUGUGUGUGCCCAGCGCUGCGGUGGGCUCGCUACCUCACGCACUACCAUGGCAUGUCUCCUGCCCGGUGCGGUGCGUGUGCCAGAUCAAGCCGUGGUUCUCCCCUGAUUCGGUCUACCAUGAAGCUCCCACUGUGGACUGCAACGACCUGCUGUUGACCAAGCUCCCCUUCCCCAUACCCCCGGACACACACACCCUACGUCUGCAGAGUAACCUCCUUUCUGAGCUCAACACUGUGGCGCUACACGGACUCCCCAACCUCACCGACCUUGACCUUUCCCAGAAUCGCUUCAGCCGUGUCAGGUUAAUAACUCAGAGCUCAUCCCUGCCCUCUCUGCUGUCUCUACACCUGGAGGAAAAUCACCUCAGUCACCUCCCUGAGGCCUCCUUCUCCUCACUGCCAGCUUUGCAGGAACUCUUUCUCAGCCACAACAACUUACACUCAAUAGCACCUGGGGCCUUCACCGGUCUGGACUCCCUGCUGCGUCUUCAUAUCAACAACAACAGACUCACCACCGUUGACCCUCGGUGGUUCAGGGCUUUGCCCCGCUUGGAAGUUCUCAUGCUUGGGGGAAACCCUGUAGAGGCUCUUCCUGAGCAAGGCUUCCUGGCCCUGAAAUCCCUCCGGAGUCUCGUCCUUGGUGGUAUGGGUCUGAGAGGCCUGGCUGAAAAAGCACUGGAAGGGUUGGAUGGCCUGGAGAGCCUCUCCUUCUAUGAUAACCUGCUGACCAGGGUUCCCACACAGGCGCUGAGGAGAGUGCCGGGACUGAAGUUCCUCGACCUCAACAAGAACCGCAUCAAACUGAUCGAGACGGGAGAUUUCCGGGACAUGAUCCACCUGAAAGAGCUCGGCCUGAACAACAUGGAGGAGCUUGUUUCUAUUGAGAAAGCUGCCCUGGAGAAUCUUCCAGAGCUCACCAAGCUGGAGAUCACCAACAAUCCACGUCUGUCCUACAUUCAUCCGCAGGCGUUCCUUCAGCUCAGCAGGCUGGAGAGCCUAAUGCUCAACUCCAACUCUCUCAGCGCUCUGCACCAGCACAUCAUGCUCUCCCUGCCCAGGCUUCAGGAGAUCAGCUUACACUCCAACCCACUACGAUGUGACUGCCUGUUUCACUGGGCCGCCAAGGAGGCCUCUCGCCCUCACACCGAGAAAGACACACAAACAGAUACACAAGCAGCUCGGAUGGUGCGUUUCAUCCAACCCCAGGCCACCUUGUGCUCUGAACCACCAGAGCUGCGAGCCCGAAGGGUGAGAGAGGUGUCUUCCAGGGAGAUGUCGGCCUCCUGCCUCCCCAUGAUCCCCACCAGCUCCCUCCCUUCCUAUGUAGGAGUAAGAGAGGGAGGCAAAUUGGUUUUGCACUGUAGAGGUCUUGCAGAUCCACCGCCGGAAUUGUACUGGGUGACUCCCUCUGGGCUGAGACUUGGUCCUGCACCCAGCCAUGCAACCAAAGGUUUACCAGCUCCUGCUCGCAGCCACAGCCUGACAGCCUCUAAAGGAUUCAACCACACAUCUGCCUCCGGCGUUUCUCACGGCCAGGCUCAAGAUGAUACUCCCUGUGUUCCUUCCAAACACUACCGGCUACUGCCUGAGGGAACUCUGGAGAUCAACAAGGUCACUCCCAGCGAGGCGGGAUUGUAUACGUGUGUUGCUGAGAAUGCGCUGGGAGCAGAUACACGCAGUGUUACUGUGGGUGUGCAUAGCAGAGAAAAGAAAAGAAAAAGGGGAAUGUCCUCUAAUCUGAAGAGAUUUCCAUUAUUCAGCGUGGAUGCCAGGUUGGAGGUGAGGGAGGUCGGACAAUACUACGCUAUCCUUUCCUGGCGGAGCGGGCGCAACCUCCCCUCAACUCGCCUGUCUUGGCAAGCCAUAUACUCAAACACUCCUACAUACACCACACGCAUCCUGGCUGGCACACAGAGUUUCAACCUGACCCACCUGCAGGCAGAGACAUUUUAUCGCGUGUGUCUACAUUUAGGGAUCAGUGAGGAUGCCAAGCAUGCCAACAGGAGAUCAAGAGAGAGCAGAAAGCCUCAGUGUGUGUCGUUCAGGACAAAGGAUGUCCCAGAGCCUGAGCCCGGCCUGCAGCUAAGCCCAGAGCUGACCUCCACAGCAGUUACACUUCUGCUCCUGGCGCUCAUACUGCUGCUGCUGGCAGGACAGGGCUGGGACACUCAGCCCAGUGAGGGGCCAGAAAAGGUCAACAGCACCCUCCUCCAGGAAAUCGAAAGUCCCAAGGCUCUGAUCAUCAAACAAAAGACAGAAGGGAGCAACGAACAUCAGCCAAAGCGGAGCAGUAAAAUAAACGAGGAUUGCUGAGAUAAUUACAUCUGUGGACACUCGAAUACAGACAAAAACACACACUUACAGACAUACAAAAUGUCAAAUACACACUUUGAAAAUCACAGCUAGUAGAGAAAAGUCAUAGAUCAGAGACAUGGUAUAGAAAGAGAUUUGUAUUUAUUUUAUAUACAGUAUAAAAUAUAUAUUGACAUUGUUUCUGUGUUAAGAUGUAUUGUAAAGAAUGCCUAAACCCUAACAAGGGAAAUUAAACUGGACAAUCAUACUCCUGCUGUACAAAGCGAACACAGGAGAAACAAGUCUGAGCUGCUGAUGACCACUGGACUGAAACUGAAGAAAACUUGAUUCAAUCCAAGCACAGGUAUUUACAGAAGAGAGCAGCUCAGACCUCCAGGGUAUUUUGAUCAUGUUUCCUGUCUACAUGUUCCACAGACUGAACCAUUCUUUCUCCAUGUAGAUGAAACUCUGCCUUGAGACUGAUAGUGAAUGAAUUUCCUGCUUGUUUGGGCUUUGUGAAUCAAAGUGUUUGAUGUAAACAACCCUUCUGCUUAGCUUUCAGUACCUUGGAAUGGGUUGUCCAUCUUGCCGUGCAUAGACAGUAUACUCAUCCAGAUUUCCUGCCUAACGUCCAACAUCCUCUUUCAGCAUAAAAGUGAUCCAGAAGUGAUUGUGUUAAAUUC